CACGCGCUUGACCCAAGCCAAGGCUUAGCCAGUUAGCCUAGCCGUAGCCGUUAGCCGAGCACAGAGCACACAGGCCAGCACCACGUCUCGGUCUACCCGGCUCCCCCUGCCUCGUCCCUGCUCCCCCACCACACCUCCGCAUCGACGACGACGCCUUCGCUCCUUCCUUCCUCAGUUCCUCGCCCGCUCCACAGCAAACCGGAAUCCUUCCUCCGGCUCCACCACCGUUCCGUCACACACGUACGGCAGCGACGGUUCACCGGUAAGGCUGGCUCUCUCCUGCGGUUUCCUCGAUCUAAUCCCAUCGAAACAAAUCGUCUCCAUAAAUUUCUCUAUUUUGAUUUUUUGUUGGGUUUCAACCAUUAAUUGUAGUGUCCUCCAUCUCAACUGUUGCUAUCCAAUAGCGUAAUUUACCCCUCAUAACUAUAAUUGUAACGUUGGAAUUUUCCUUUUGUUAUUGCCUCUACUAAUUCAAAUUUCUUUCUCCAAUUCGUGAUAUUUCAUCAUCUGGUUUGAUCCGAGAACAAAAUUAUACAUUAUUGACUUAUUGCAUGUUCAGAUUGCUUGCAACCAAUGCAAUCCUCUUGCUUUUUUUUUUUCCAUUACAGAUUGCCGGAAGAGACAUGAAUGGGAGCGUGGAGCCGCAGACCCCGCCGGACAGCCCCUCCAUGGACGUCGGUGUCGGCAAGCCGCCGCGCCACCAACUCACCUCGAUCCGCCACUGCGCCAGCAGCAUGCGCAUCGCCGCCGCCGCCGCGUCCUCCGACUACGGCAUGGAUUUGGGGACGCUGAGCUUGAUCUCGCCCACGGACGUCCGGCCGGGGUUCCUGCCCGUGUUCCGAUCGGGGAGCUGCGCUGAGAUUGGGCCCAAGUCGUAUAUGGAGGACGAGCACGUAUGUGUGGACAACCUUAUCGAGCACCUCGGGGGGCGCGCCGCCGGCAUCCCUGCCCCGGGCGCCUUCUACGGGGUGUUUGAUGGUCAUGGCGGUACAGAUGCAGCAUGCUUUGUUCGCAAGAACAUACUCAAAUUCAUUGUUGAAGAUAUGCAUUUCCCCAACAAUGUUGAAAAGGCAAUAAGAGGUGCAUUUCUGAAGGCUGAUCAUGCACUAGCAGAUUCCCAUUCCCUUGACAACAAUUCUGGAACCACUGCAUUGACGGCUCUUAUAUUUGGCAGGACACUGUUCGUUGCGAAUGCAGGUGAUUGUCGAGCUGUUCUAGGAAAAAGAGGUCGGGCAGUGGAACUAUCGAGAGACCAUAAACCCAACUGCAAGAGUGAGAAGAUUAGAAUUGAAAAACUAGGUGGUACUGUUUUUGACGGCUAUCUUAAUGGUCAGCUAGCAGUAGCACGGGCACUUGGAGAUUGGCACAUGAAAGGCCCGAAAGGCUCAAUUAGCCCUCUGAGUGCAGAACCUGAGCUGCAGGAGAUUGUACUUUCUGAAGAAGAUGAGUUCUUAAUAAUAGGCUGUGAUGGGCUUUGGGAUGUGAUGACCAGUCAGUGUGCUGUGACGAUCGUAAGGAAAGAACUGAUGCAACAUAACAACCCAGAGAGGUGCUCAAGUGAGCUAGUCCAGGAAGCGCUGAAACGGGAUAGUUAUGAUAACUUGACUGUUGUGGUUAUAUGUUUCUCAUCCAAUCCACCCCCUCAAAUUGACAUCCCAAGAUCCCGAGUCCGAAGAAGCAUUUCCUUGGAAGGGUUGCAUUUACUCAGGGGAGCUCUGGACAGGAAUGCCUGAUCUCAAUCCAUUCUUCUACUAGUCAUUUCUUGUUUUAUCAUCCAAUUUUGCUGAAUAAAUCCAGUAGAAUUACAGGAAAUUUUGUCAGAGAGGCUUUAGGCUAAUUAUUUGCGGAGUUGAGGUACAAUUUAUUUGUAUCGGCAAGCAAGAUUUGUAUUGUCAACAAUGUAACUAUGAGCAAAUCCCUUUUCUUUUGGUGCAUACAAAAGUUGCAUUUGCUGUAUGGUUGAUCAGAUGCCCCAUACUGCUCUUAA
Molecule: messenger RNA, 1987 nt
Organism: Setaria italica (foxtail millet)
Lineage: Eukaryota; Viridiplantae; Streptophyta; Magnoliopsida; Poales; Poaceae
Product: probable protein phosphatase 2C 27
Exons: 4
Coding region: 552-1733 (393 amino acids)
Biological process (GO): protein dephosphorylation
Molecular function (GO): cation binding; protein serine/threonine phosphatase activity
Source: RefSeq, a predicted model, not a curated record